AUGACCAAUAAUAAUAAUAACGAUAUCAACAAUAAUAAUAAUGACAAUAAAUCAACACUUUCAUCAAGUGGCGAUAACAACCCAAUUCCAAAAGAUAACACAUCAAUAAAAUCUUCCAAAAGUUCCUCUUUGGAUGACCCAAAUUAUAUUGAAAAUAUGAAAAUUCAUGAAAAUAAUAAUAAUAAUAAUAAUAAUAAUAAUAAUAAUAAUAAUAAUAAUAAUAAUAAUAAUAAUAAUAAUAAUAAAAAUAAUAAUAAUAAUAAUAAAAAUAAAAAAAAUCAUGGUGAUAAUAGUCAACCUAGGGUUAGAAAAAGAGGCAACAGCAUUAAUAAUACUAAAAAUAAUGAAAGUAAAAGUAAAAGUAAAAAUGAAAAUGAAAAUGAAAAUGAAAAUGAAAAUGAAAAUGAAAAUGAAAAUGAAAAUGAAAAUGAAAAUGAAAAUGAAAAUGAAAAUGAAAAUGAAAAUAAAAAUGAAAAUAAAAAUGAAAAUGAAAGUAAAAAAGAAAGUGAAAAAGAAAUUGAAAAAAGAGAUGAACAAGAGGAAAUUAGAAGGAUUAAGCUUUAUUAUCGUAAAUUAUUAUUUAAUAAGAUCCUAGAGAAUAAAGGAAGUGUAGCUCGAGACCAUCUUGCUAAUGAGAGAACUUUUUUAGCUUGGUUAAGAACUUCACUAGGAUCUAUAGGUUUAGGUGUUGCUUUAGCAAAACUUGGAACAAGUAAAGCCGGUGGUAUUAUAUUUGUUACACUGGGAUCAUUAAUUUUGAUAUAUAGCCCCUUAAGGUAUUUUCAAGUUUACAGACAACUAUUAAAAGGAAAGUUCUCUCCGAAUUUAUGGGGUACAAUCAUAUUUGUAGUUUUAGCCAUUGCUUGUGCUAUCACUGCUUUGGUAAUUGUCUUAACAAAUAAUAAUAAUAAUAAUUAA
Messenger RNA from Dictyostelium discoideum AX4, 918 nucleotides. RefSeq lists its product as hypothetical. The coding region runs from base 1 to 918 and encodes 305 amino acids. Lineage: Eukaryota; Evosea; Eumycetozoa; Dictyosteliales; Dictyosteliaceae. Gene Ontology annotation, cellular component: plasma membrane. The transcript is spliced from 2 exons. The record is from RefSeq and is a predicted model, not a curated record.